GGGGGGUCUAGUCACUCCAGACAGGAGGCACUGGCAGGACUCGGCUUAGUUAGAAGACACUCGAAGUCAAACAUACCCGCCUGUGAAAGCCGCUACGCUUCACCAACUAUUCUCGUGGUUGUUUAUUUAGACCACGGCAGCCAUUCGGGUCCUCCAGUCGCCGUCGCUGUCGAGGGCAUUGGUGUAGCGCCGCUGGAGUGCUGGGGACGGACCAUUGCGAUGAGGAACAUGCACUGACCGGAUUUGAAGUUUACUCCUGUCUGCAUCGACGCGUUGGUAUUCUUUUAAAUAGGUUGAAAAUGCCCGUGAAAACCAAAUACAACCUGGUGGAUGACGGACAUGAUUUGAGGAUCCCGCUCCACAACGAGGAAGCGUUCCAACAUGGAAUCAACUUCGAGGCAAAGUACAUCGGCAGUCUGGAUGUGACACGACCGAGCAGUCGAGUGGAGAUCGUGGCUGCAAUGAGAAGAAUAAGGUAUGAGUUCAAGGUGAAAAACAUAAGAAAGAAAAAGGUCAGCAUCAUGGUGUCUGUUGAGGGCGUAAAAGUCUCCUUAAGAAAAAAGAAAAAAAAGAAGGAAUGGAUGUGGAACGAAAAUAAAAUGAUGGUGAUGCAGGACCCCAUUUACAGAAUAUUCUAUGUGUCUCAUGACUCACAAGAUUUAAAGAUCUUCAGUUACAUUGCACGAGAUGGGCACAGCAAUGUCUUCCGGUGUAACGUUUUCAAGUCCAAAAAGAAGAGUCAGGCCAUGCGCAUUGUCCGCACUGUUGGUCAAGCAUUUGAGGUCUGUCACAAACUGAGUCUGAAGAAUGCACACCAGAACACAGAUGGACAGGUGGACUGCCACAGUGAAAAGAAUGACAACAACUCCUCCAUUACAGGAGUGCGUGCUCAUCCACCUGUAUGCAUGUGUCUUUUAGUUGGCUCAGGUGGAGAGCUAACAGGAGCAGCAGAGAAUGCUACAACUGCUGCAGAGGAGACAGACAUCGAUGCUGAUGAAACAAAUCAGCUGCCGGUUGCUGACGAGCUAAACAUUAAUAGAGGGGUGACAGAUCUGGAUGCCACAACCAAGACAUCAGACCUCAACCACUCAGAAAACAUGAUUUCAGAGGAAGCGUCCUUGCUGAUGUCCAGCCCCAGAUUGCUGCUCCCUGCAUCAAGUGUGCUUUCACCUGGCACUCCCUUGUCUGUUCACCAUCAGAUCCAGCUGCUCCAACAACAGCUUCAGCAACAGCAGCAGCAAACACAAGUCGCUGUGGCACAGGUUCACCUCUUGAAAGACCAGCUGAGUGCAGAGGCCACAGCCCGACUCGAGGCGCAGGCUCGAGUUCACCAGCUACUGCUGCAAAACAAAGACCUACUGCAGCAUAUAUCGCUCCUGGUUAAACAGAUCCAGGAACUGGAGACCAAGAUCACUGGACCUAACUCCAUGGGAUCCCAGGACAGUUUGUUGGAGAUCACCUUCCGAUCCACAGUGCCCCCAGUAAUCUGUGACCCGAUUACGCCUAAACCGGAAGUGUCUGCCCUGAACCUACCCCAGCUUUGCACCACUGACAGGGCCAUUAAUGCAUUUGCAUCUUCCAACGGGAGUCUGGGAAGCCCACUAGUUGAUCAAAGCAUGUUUGAGAAUUCUGUUGCCCAGCAACAGAGUCCCCAGACCUCUAGGCAAGGCCAGCCCUCGACCAAACGAACCCCAGCAUCCCCUAACUCUAACCUGGGUGUUGGUUCCUCGGAUUCUCCUUCCUCUGGGGGCCAACAGAGACUGAAAAAUGCGAUUAAUCUGGGCAAGGCUGUCGGGGCAAAGAUGAAUGACCUGUUGAGGAGAAAGGAAUCGAGCCAUGUUGGGGACAUUGGGGUCACCGAGGUCAACAAGAACGCUGGUGCUGUGUGGAGUUGCAUGGACCAACUCAACCAAAAUUCUGCAAACAGUCACUUUUCCUUUGACUCCAUCCCUCGGCUGGACCCACCACCCCCAUCGGGAAAGAAGCGCCUUCCUCGGGCAUUAAAGACCACCCAGGAUAUGAUGAUCUCCUCUGACCCAGUGGUCUCUUCUCUGGAUGCUGCAGAUUUGUCCUCUUCAAUCUCCUCCCCCAAUAAGACACCCCUUAUCACCAAGGAGGAGCCUCGAAGCACAGAGGAUGUGCAGAAGAGUGAGCUUGACGACGGGUCAACAGAUAUCCACUCUGCUGUUCAACAAGCUGAUAAAACAUCUGCAGUUGAAGAGACAGAGAUAUUGGAAAGCAAUGGAAAGGUGGAUGCUGUGAUAUCUGAAGAAGAAUCAAGUGGAGGAUAUGCAGAGGAACACCAGCUCCAUAUAUCUGUACCAGACCUCAUCAACAAAGAUCCUCCAUUAGUGGAGCCCAGAGCUAAAACCGGCGAUGUCUGGCAGAAGCCACCAGAUCUGGACUCCAGGCUGGCCUCCACCCCAUGCUCUGGGAAAACUCACUGCCGCAUCAGCCUGAGCGAGGAGGUCUUGAUGGCAAACAGCAAGAAAGACAACGAAGUGAGUCUCGAGGACACAGAGCCACACCCGGAUCUGCUGUCCUUUGAUUAAGUCCAAGAUACCAUUGCAGUAUGAUCGUCAUUGGUCUUCAUUUUCACUCAGUGACCAAGGACACACAAACCAAUUAAAAUGCACUCCAAGCAAACGAUUUUAGAAGAUGGGCCAUCCUGCUCCAGGGUUAUUUGGAAAAGGGAACAAGUGAGUUGAGAAACCAUAAGAGACCAAAUGUGUUUUUCAUGUGCUUUUGUAACAUUUACUAGCCAUUUAGAGUCAAAGUACAGCUUUCCAGGGCUGUUCGUUUUCUGGAAAACAUCGUCCAUGUGAAAGAAUAUAAAACAAAAAGUUGUGAAGGUGAAAAACUGUAUGUUUGAAAAUGAUGAAUGACUGCAUUUUAACCACUUUUGUUUUUACUGACAUAUCUGAUUCAGUAAUGAAGUAAUGUAAUGCAACACUGAAUAAUACAAAUUUAAUGAAAAAACACCAUUAGGUGAGAGUUUUAGGAAAAGUUUUAGGAAACUAGUCCCCUCUUAUUUGUUUCCUUUUUUUUUUUUUGAUUACACACAAAACAAUGAUAACAAACAAAUUAAUAGGCAACUAACUAACAUUCAAAAGUAUUUGUAGUGUAUGAUUGGAUUCAACAAAGUAGUACUAAAAUAUAAUGGAGAUGUUUCAUUGAGGAGAAUUCCAGAACUGGCUUCACUAAAAUUAGUUUGCCAUGCAAAAACUAGUUCAUAGCUGAAUGGACUAAUGGAUAAACGAAUGUAUAGAAAGUGAUUUUAUGAAAAUGGUGUUUUAAGGAGAAAAUGGCAGACCAAAGACAUGAUUGCCUUAAUUUGUGUUUGUCAUAUUAUUUUCUACAUGUUGUCUGAGUGUAAUUAAUAGAAGAGAAGUAAUAAUUAAUGCUAGAGACUUUCUCAAUCCUGAUUUUAUUCAGCUUGUUUGCAGCCAUUUUGUUCUUUCUAUCGCCACCAAGGGAUUUGUCAAGUUUUUUGUUCCGUUCAAGCUUUCACAGUUGAGUUCACUUCAGAACAUUUCUUUACUCCCUCAAUGAAUGUCUUAUAUUGAUUUUCUGACAGUGUUAUUAUCUGUGGAUGAUAUUUCUCUGGGAUGUUCUCAAUGUAUAAUGGUGGAACUGGAGAAAUAUACAUACAGUAUAUAUGUAGGGAUUUACAUAUUUUUACUAUGUACUGUUAUAAAAGAGGACCAAAGCACACUACAUGUUUCCAUUUAGCUUGCAUACUAUUUUUAUAUUUCACCUCUUGUUGUACAUCUUUGGCCCUGGAAAAGUCUCAAACACAGGUCUCAAACUCAAUGCACGGGGGCCAGGUUUGGCCCCCCACAUCAGUUUAUGUGGACUGCUAACGCAAUCCAUGUUUCUUACUGAAAUCUCUCCCACAAUUUCAAAUUUGUCUUAUGUAACAAAUAGGGUUGGGAACCAUAAACCGAUGCGACGGGAUAUCCGUUCGUAAAGGCGAGAGAUACGACUUUGGAUACAAAAUCCACCAGGAAUCCUUCAAUACAUCAAUUGUAGGGCUGUGGACCGGAUAUCACAAGGAUAGGAAUCGGUGGCGUGAGGCUUUAUCGUUUUCAUCUUGUAGAAAAGUGCGAGGUCUCACCUUGUGUUCCGCAGGUAACGGUUUACAACCAAAUACAGUGGUGGAUACUGGCGACACUACGUGUUUAACGACAUUUCUCCGUAGCGUCACUAUUUCAACAUCAAAUAACUUUGAAGUAGUUGAAGCUAGGCCGGCACGGUGACCGACUGAUUAGCACAUCUGCCUCACAGGUCUGGGGACAGGGGUUCAAAUCCCGGCCUCGCCGUGUGCAGUUUGCAUGUUCUCCCCGUGCCUGGGUGGGAUUUCUCCGGGAACUCCGGUUUCCUCCCACAUCCCAAAAACAUGCGUGGUAGGUUGAUUGAGGACUCUAAAUUGCCCGUAGAAGUGAAUGUGUGUGCGAAUGGUUAUUUGUUUCUAUGUGCCCUGCGAUUGGUUGGCGACCGGUUCAGGGUGUACCCCGCCUCCCGCCCGAAGAUAGCUGGGAUAGGCUCCAGCAGCCCACGACCCUAGUGAGGAGAAGCGGUAAAGAAAGUGGAUGGAUGGAUAGUUGAAGCUUCUUUCGUGGUCGAUAGAUAAGUAACGUUCCGCCAGUAGUUGUAAACAGUGAAUGCAACGUCAGGUUACGUACCUUAUCUCAAGUCCGCUGAAAAUGCGAUUGUAAACAUGCAGACAAUAUGGCAAAGGUUGGUACGUCUCGGCCAUUUUUUUGGGCCGUAAUUUGGCAAACUAAUGCUUCUUCUGGAGUCCUCGCAGUCCACUUAUACGUUCGUGUUGGUACUGUGCCACCCUAAAAAGAAACUUCCGAGAGGACACACAGCCAGGUAUGUCCCGAAGCUGACGCAAAAAUCGCCAGUUGAAGUACGCUAGUCAUCACGACUUAAACGAUAAAAAAGUCAGUCAGCUCUCAGCAAGCACCAAAAAAAAAAGCAGUGCGUGUGUGCAGUGACGGUCCGAGCUUGAAUGGCACAGUUUGCGAGACUCCCCAUGGCUAUUUAAAUAUUGUUUGUGCAGUUUGUGAAGAGAAAAAUAUUCGAAAAGAAUUUUUGUAUUGUUGUUUUCUAUUUAAAUAAUUACUUUUUUUUUUUUUAAAGUUUUUUUUACAGUGCCAUAAAGCAACAAUGCUUAGGGUUAAGUGGUCUUUUUUUUUUUUUUUAAAUACGGUUAGACAAAUGUCAUUUUCAAAUGUUAUCACAUUUUUUCUGCACUGAAACGAAUCGAGGAUCUUUUCGCUCCCUUACUGAAUCGAAUCGUUCCGCCCGUAAAGAUAUCGUUAUUGAAUCGAAUCGCUACUUGUGUAUCUAGAUCUCUAUCGAAUUGCCCUCAUGCCAGAGAUUCCCAACCCUCCUAACAAAUACUAACACUGAGAUAUUACAAAAAAUUUUCUUCCGAAGCCCCUUUCUGUAACUCGAUGAAUAGUUCAACUUCUGCUGAUUUCAAAACUAGUUAGUUAGGCUCCAGCACGCCCGCGACCCUAGUGAGGUUAAGUGGUACAGAAGAUGGACGGUUGGAUGGUUUCACAGUCAUAACGGCCGUUGAUACCGUAACUAUAGUGGGGCCCGCGACAAAAAUGAAUUUGGCACCACUGAUCUAAACAGUUAGCAGGAGCCCAAUAAUGAGCUGUAUCUGUGCAUUAAUGUAGAUGAUGCCUUUGGGAGACACAAAUUUGAGCUGUAAACAGUGCACACAGAUUCCAAACCCCUGUAAAUGACAAAGUGAGGUGCUGAACUGGCCUCUCAAAAUAACCAGUGGUCCUUAAAGGGACUUUUUGACCUCUUAAACUACCAAAGAUUCCUGAAAGACGCAGAGCCAACUGUCGUUAGGGUAGUGGCCGGCUCAAUAAAAGGAAUGCAGAGCUGGACUCCGUUCGAGAAAAGGCACUAUUUUUCAAUUUAUACUCUCUCUAUUUCUAUCUUCUGUCUUUGUCAUGCAAGCUGCCCUGUCCCGAAAAGUCUUUAACUUUAUACCCCAUAUGGCUCAUUCACAUAAGCACUCACAGUUCAAGAGUUGUAACUCAGCUGACGUUCCAGUCUGUUUUAUGGCCACACUCACAAACCUUUCUAGUAGCUGGCCUUGCUUAAAAACCUAUCUCUCCCUGCAAAUUGUGA
Messenger RNA from Phycodurus eques (leafy seadragon), 6162 nucleotides. Its product is annotated as carboxyl-terminal PDZ ligand of neuronal nitric oxide synthase protein-like. The transcript is spliced from 13 exons. Gene Ontology annotation, molecular function: nitric-oxide synthase binding. The record is from RefSeq and is a predicted model, not a curated record. The coding region runs from base 300 to 2552 and encodes 750 amino acids. Lineage: Eukaryota; Metazoa; Chordata; Actinopteri; Syngnathiformes; Syngnathidae.